UACGCGCAUGUGACUACAGAAGGUCAAUCAUGGCAGCCUACAGGAAGGGGCUCGACAAAUUUGGCCUUUCUCUGAGGCUUUUUCGAAACUUAAAUCUCCAUAAUGAACGGUUCCUGUCCACAUCCGUGUGUCGCCUCGCUUCAGGGAGCGAACAGCCUCCUAAAUUCAUCCCUCCAUCUAAACCUGUCAUCAUCGCCGAUAAAACACGGACUGAAGGAUCUCUGCGGAAGCGUCUGAGCCCAGAGUUCAUCCCUCCCAGACAGAGGACAAAUCCUUUAAAAUUCUCAAUGGAGAGGAAAGACAUGAUUCGCAGGAGGAAAGUGCUUGACAUCCCUGAAUUCUACGUUGGGAGCAUCCUGGCAGUGACCAUGGCUGACUCUAACGCCAAUGGGAAAAGUAGCCGCUUUGUCGGUAUUUGUAUCCAGAGAGGUGGAAAGGGGCUUGGAGCCACAUUUAUCCUGAGAAACAUCAUUCAAAACCAAGGUGUGGAGAUCUGUUAUGAGAUGUACAGCCCGCGAAUUCAACAGAUCGAAGUGCUGAAGCUAGAGAAGAGACUAGAUGACAACCUGAUGUACCUGAGGGAUGCUCUGCCCGAGUACAGCACUGUGGACCCCAACAUGAAGCCUGUGCUGUUUGAUGUCACUGGAGAGGUGCCUGUUAACCCAUUAAAGGUAAAGAUGCGACCAAAGCCAUGGUCCAAGCGCUGGGAACGACCAAAGUUCGACAUCAAGGGGAUCCGCUUUGACCUGGCUUUGACCCCCGAGCAAAUGGAGCACGCUCAGAAGUGGGGGCAGCCAUGGAACGAGUACGACAUGCUGAAGGAGUAUGACACCUCCGCCUUAGAGGAGGAGAUCUUGAAGGAGGUGCAGCAGGAGUUAAGCAAGUAAAACAUUUGGAAUCUUACCAUUGACAGACAUUGUCAGGAGCAAGGAAGAGACUGGAUUAUACAGAUUAAAAAAACACUUUACUGGACUGUUGUCAGUUUAUGGGAAUCCAGAAGAAACGGCAGCGUUUACAAGGAGGAGCCUGUGUGAACUCUGGUGUGAGGAAUCAUGAACACUUUUUUGUGUUGUCAGUCUGAUGUACAGAUCCAUGGUAUGCAUUUCACUUAAGUUAUCUCUAUGCAGAAUAGUUGAUUGCUUCUAUUAUAAAAGUGAUUAAAUUACAAGCUUUUGCAAAACUUUUUGUUGUUUUGUUUGUGUUAUUGCAUGUUGACACUAGGUGGCGGUAUUCCUCCACUUUGAGCUCCCCACAGCACUAUUUCAAACCUCUGUUGUCUUGUAGUGUUUUCAGGAGACUCCUUCAGUUCUACAUCAGCAGUCUCUGUUUUGUUUUACUUUGAUAAAAAAAAGAAGCAAGUUUACUUAGUUAUCUAUUUAAAACCUGUCUGAAGUAUUUUUAAACCCACUUGUACCAAAUUUGAGGACUCUCUUGGUUAAAGCCAGUAAAGAUUUCCAUAAAAAUGAGUAAACCUGCUCCUGAGAACAGGCCUCAGCACCCAGCGCUUUAAAAACAACGCUGGUAUCCAGGGAUCGUACACCAAGGACACCCGGUAGUGUUUUACUGUUGUGGAUGGAAAAUUGUGGUGUAGAGAUGGCAUGUUAGAGCGUCAGCCGGGUAGUAUAAAAACACUUGGACUCCUUA
This is a messenger RNA of Cheilinus undulatus (humphead wrasse), 1644 nucleotides long. RefSeq names its product mitochondrial ribosomal protein L19 (gene mrpl19). The record is from RefSeq and is a predicted model, not a curated record. Bases 30 to 887 code for a protein of 285 amino acids. Lineage: Eukaryota; Metazoa; Chordata; Actinopteri; Labriformes; Labridae. Gene Ontology annotation, biological process: translation. Gene Ontology annotation, molecular function: structural constituent of ribosome. The transcript has 6 exons. Gene Ontology annotation, cellular component: mitochondrial large ribosomal subunit; ribosome.